UUCAGUCUUCGGAGACAAAUAGUGUUGCAAAAAUUUUAAGUGUUUAACCAUUCAAAUGAUGGAUCAUUCUGAAAACGAUUGUGACGAGUCAAUUUCAAUGCACGACUUUUUAGAUUUUCUUAAGAUAACAUGUCAAGUGAAUGAUUCUUUUAACAGCAGCAAGAAGAAUGCACCUCCUUUCGAUUACAACCAACUGGCUAAGAAUGAGCUUGUUAAUAAUAUUAACGCUAAAACUGGUGUGACAACGGAGAACACUAACGUUCCUGGUUCUUCACCCACUAAACAAGGCGUUAAAAAAGAUGUUAAGGACGAUGUGGCUCUGAAAAAGACGUACAAGAAGAAAUCUCUUUCGCAUACAAAAUCUCAAAAAAGUAAACCUGAAACUUUCGGUCCCCCUAAGAAAAAUUUAGAUGCUUUGUUGAACGAAAAAUUGGAUGAAGUUUUGAAUGAAGGUAUUUUGGACUCUGUUCUGCCGUUCAUUUGCCCGGUAAAUGCUCUGAGCACGAACAGUUAUAAUAAAAGCAUUAUAGCCAAAUCAUCGGCUAAUCCCGUGGUGCAGAUUACUACUGGCACUGGGGGCAGCAAAUCGGCUAAUAGUGGAAUCGAAACGUCUUCCCCUGAGGUCCAAAGUGGAAGCGGUAUAAAGAAAACUAAUUUGUCUGCUGUGGGAGACGUAUCGCAGUGCUUCCUUAUUGCAAGCAGCACAAGUAAAACUGGAGCUAGAAGAAAAACGUCGAUUUCUCAAAUGACCAUCUUAGACAGUAGAUCGGAGCCAGAAGUGAUCAUUCACGUGUGCGACGAAGUUAAAGGAACAUCUCGAGAUUUUUCAUGCCCCCAAAAAUUGUUAAUCUCUAAAAUGGGAUAUUUUGCGGAUGUAACUGCUGGCCAGAGACUUGAGGAUAUGGAUAUUUCAGUGCAUUGUGAUCUGCAAAUAUUUGAAUGGCUUAUGAAAUGGGUAAAAAAGGAUUCGAUAUCUCAGGACGAAUGGCCCGUUCUCGAUCCAACCAAUGUAGUUCCCAUUCUUGUUUCGGCUAGCUUCCUACAAAUGGAGCCAUUACUGUUGGAUUGUCUAUCCUUCUGUCACGCACGCCUCAACGAAGUUGUUAAAGCUUCCGCGAACUUGGCUUGUUUGAACGAUAGCAUAAUAACGCGAUUGGCCGCAAUGUUUACUAACUUGGAACUGGAAAUGGUAAAAGAUAAAAAGGAUCGUAUCGCUCCUCGUUUGUGGACCAAAAUGAUUCAAAGUCUGUGUGAGAUCGAACCCCAAGCACUGCGGGGACAUUAUGCUACCCUGAUUGGAAUGUUUCGUUGUUUGAGAUGUGGCAAAUUUUUAACACAAACAGUUAGCACAUUUAUCCAUUGUGUGCCACAGAACAUACGCCUGAACCGGUGGGGCCAACUGAUCAGUUCGCAUGUGAAAGAUUCUUCCUGGAACAUUACUAGCUAUGUGGCCAGUUUACACAAAGAGCUGCGAUCGUGGCGUAAGGUAUACUGGCGACUGUGGGGCCAUUGUCACUUUUUGUAUUGCGCCAUUUGUGACACACAUUUUGCCGUUUGUCAAAUGUUGUGGUGUCAGUAUCAUCCGGAGCAACCUCAAUUUUUAGGACCAGCCGCUGAAGGACGUGUCACUGGACCAGCAGGUCGAUAUCCUUGUUGUGGGAAGCAAGCCUACCGUUACGAGACUUUGCCAGGACCAACAGGAUGUCAAUUUAGGGAACAUACAGUCCAAGCAGAUACCGAUCGUGAUCGUGCAAUUCAUCAUUUGGCCAUGCAAGCAGCAGAAGGUGGUUGUUUGUAUGAGACAGCACCGUUCAAGCCUUCCAAUACGGCAAGUGAUCCGUGGUGGAACGGAAUCGGUAUAUUACCACACCGGUCCCGUCAGGGUCUGUUACCUAUGUUUCAUGUGGAUGGCGAUGUCCAUGCAAGUCGUGUUAAUCGAAAGACAAUAACGCGGCAACUGUCUCUGUCGGUAGCCGAAUCCGAUACAGAGACCGAGUCGGAAGAUGGUGAAAAAUCUGGUACCAUUCUAAGUCACACUUCCAGCAGUAGCAGUGACGGAGGAGAAUCCGAGUACAGCAGCCCUCGAUCGUUCCGUCCUAAGAGUGUUAAGCACAAACCUAAGAUUUCAUACGGCAGGCAUUGGGCCGGAGAAAUGUCGGCUCGUAGCAACCAGGAUAACCAAAGAGAAUUUGAGGAGCGAGCCAUGAAACAGAUUAUCGCAAUGGUUGGGAAGAAAACAGGGGGAGAGCAAAAUCAACAAUACACUACUUAUCAACAGGGUGGCACAUACAUUAGGCUCGAAGCGGACUGGCGAGAAUCGUUCAAGCAGAAGAAUUUAGCCAGUAUAAAGGCAAAACCGGGUGGCGUCAAAUGAUGACUGUUUAUCGAUUUGCGCGAAAGGUCUUUUGAGAAAACACUUUAAGGUUGUGUUUUUUGAUUUUUUAUUUUUUACUUCAUCAUGUUCGACAACAGUCAAAUUCGUGAGUCAUACCUAACAUUGUUUAUUAGCUAUGCUUAAGAUUAUUUAUAAACUCACGUAGCAUUUUCUUAUUAGAAUAAACGCAAAUUUCACUCCAAAUUAGAAAAAAAUAAUUCUGAGCGCGACCCAAUUUCAACUUUGAUGAAAAUUUGAAGUAGAAAAAGUUUUGCAUACAAAAAACGUAAAAAAACGAAAUCUGAAACUAAUUAGUGAGUUUUCCAUUAGCCCUUUCAUAUAGUAACAUUUUCAAUUGUUCAGGUAGCAAUAGACAUCGUUACAAACAUUGAUCUGUAGAGAAAAAGUCAACCAUGU
Toxorhynchites rutilus septentrionalis is the source of this 2791-nucleotide messenger RNA. Its product is annotated as SANT and BTB domain regulator of class switch recombination. NCBI's taxonomy places the organism in Eukaryota, Metazoa, Arthropoda, Insecta, Diptera, Culicidae. The record is from RefSeq and is a predicted model, not a curated record. Bases 56 to 2374 code for a protein of 772 amino acids. The transcript has 3 exons.